GCUUUUUGUGCAGGUAUUGUAUUAUUUCUAUUUUCUUAUUAUUUGGUGGAAGUCCUUGUGGGUACAUGACGAAUCAUUGUUUGUUGCAACACUUUGUACAUAGCAGUUGUAAAUAGAGUUUGUAGAAUGAGCUCGGUUAACCGCUCCACUGCUCGUGGUGGCAAAGGUGCUAAGCUGGACGCUUGCUCUUCAAAUAAAACACAGAAGUCAGACUCAAAAUCAGACUCGCCAAAAUCGUUGGAUCCAAAGAUACAGCCUACAGCUGAACAGAUGAGAAUCGCACAAAUUAUUGAGACCAAAUUUGAAGAUGCCGAUUUAAAAGACAAAAUCAAACAGGUGAUGGACGCCACACGCAAGUCUGAGGACGAGGUAUGCACCGCUCUGCACGACUGUGAUAACGACCCGGACCGGGCCGUCAACAUGCUGCUGGAGGGUAUGGCCCAGGGAGAAUGGGAGACGUCGGUUAAAAAGAAGAAAAUACGGCAGCCAAGCACAGCGAAGUCGGAAUCGCCAGGAAACAACCGGGACACUGAUCAGGAAGACUGGUCGGUGGAGCGGGAGACAAAUCCCGAGAGGGAGCGCUCGCGGACGCGAGGGGGCGGUCCCCCCAGAAUGAGGGGACGGGGCUCCCUCGACAACAGAGGUUGGCGGGGCAGGGAGAACAAGGAGAAUGAGAGGAACCUGGAGGACAGCCGGGAAGGGGGCUAUCGCCGGGGCGUGGGCCGCAUGAUGAACGGCCCGGGCCGGUCCGGCCGCGGGGGCCGGGGGGGCGGCCGCCUGGGGCCCAGGACCUUCCAGAGCCGCGACAAGAGCGGCUUCUCCCGCCCCAUCGAGACGUGGAACAACCCCUGCGCGGAGGACAGUUCCGGGGAUGCUCUCAAAAUGGGAAAGUUGGGCAACAGCGUGGACGCGGCAGAAGACUGGAACGACGACACCUACGAUGCCAGGUGUGGUCCGAACAUAAGUGGUGGUAACGUUUCAGACAAAUGGCGCGACGAUUUCCCGUCGCCCGAGGAAUGGGAUAACGAGGAGUACACCGGCUCGCUGGCGGAUAGCAAGGUAUUCACGCCGAGCGGCGGGGCGGCGGAGCCCUCCGCGGCGGGCGCGGAGCCGCUCGCGGAGACCACAAACGUGGCGGAGGCCGUGCAGCCGUUCACGGCACAGAGCUUGUCGAGUAGCGUCGCGGUGAGCUCCGGCCAGGACGUCCACACGGCGGCGCCCCAGCUCCCCCAAAGCCCCAUCCAGGUGAGCAUGGGCACCCUGAGUGCCGCGCAGUCCGAGUACCUGAGCCAGUUCACGCAGCCGGAGAGCCUCAAGGCAGCGGUGGGGGCGCCCAGCUCGUUCGGGGCGGCCAACACCAGCUACGCGACGACCCCCUCCACCGCCUACCAGACACCCAGUCCCCCGUCUGGCUUCACCGCCACCUCAGCGUCUUUCUCGUCGACCAACUACGUGGGCUCGUCGAGCAGUUACGGGGUCCAGAUGCAGGAGGACCCCAGCCUGGAGGUGCCGUCGUCUGCCGCCCCGCCCGCUCAGACCCUGCCGUCGCGGACCAAGACGCAGAGGCCGAGGGUUCCACCACCUUCCAAGAUCCCGUCGAGUGCAGUGGAGAUGCCCGGGGACGCGGUGAGCAACAACAUCGCGUACCUGGACGUGCAGUUCGGCGGGCUCGAGUUCGGCAGCGAGACGGGCUCCUUCGACGCCGCGGCGGCGGCAGCUGCGGCUGCCACGUCGACGGCCAGCCAGCAGCCGGCCAAGUACCAGGGCAGCGUGCUGGACUCCCUGCCCUCGACACGCACGCCCGCCAACCUCGCAGACCUCGCCGCCAGCUCCCAGACCUCCGCGCUCGACGGCUACUCCUCGUCGUCCGUGCAGAAGUCCACCCUCGUCCAGAACCAGAAGCUGUCGAGUGUUGACUCGUCGAUCCUGUCGUCGUCGGAGCACGGCAAGUCGAGCCAAGUGAACUACUCGCAGCCGGCCCGGGUGUCCGGGUCGUCGACGGGGCUGGACAUGGACAAGAACGACGUGGGCCUGUCGUACUCUGUCGCCAACACGGCGAGCUACCAGUCAUACCAGCAGAGCCAGAAGUCUGGCAGCUCCAGCUACCAGCAGCCUGCCUCGAGCUACUCCACGUCCAACUACUCAUCUCCACAGGUGUCAGCGUCGACGACGGUGUUCCCGGCCAACCAGGUGCAGAUGAGCUACGCGUCAAACUCUCAGCCCAGCUCCUUCCAGACAAGUUCCUACUCGCAGGCGAGCAUGGGGUACCAGGGAGGGGGAGGCGGCUACCCCUCGCUCACCCAGGCAGGCAGCACCAGCACCUUCUCGGCCGCCACCCCCGCCUACCAGGGCUCGGUGUACGGGGCGACGCAGUCCGUGUACGGGAGCUACGUGCCGGCCGCAGUCAGCACCCCCCACUACCAGAACAGCUACGGGCAGACCGCGGCGACCACCACGCAGAACCACGCCAAGCUGGGCUCCUCUCUCAACUCGGCGCCGAACAACUCUCAGUACGAUGCAGCAGUGGCGACGACGUGCUCGAGCCUGAGCAGCACUAACAGCAGCACGACGCUGGCAGUGAACGUGAACGCCUCCCCCGCGCUGGGGCUGACCGCCAGCCAGACAGUCAGCUCAACCUCCACCAAGGUCUCCAGCUCCUCGGCGGGCAAGAGCAGCAUGGUGACGGGCAUGCCUCCUGGAGUGACGCCCAUCAUGGGCGCGCACCAGUACAUCAUGAGCCAGGGCGGCCUGCCGUACUUCCAGCAGCCCGUCUACACCUAUGAGGACCUGCAGUUGGUGCAGCAGAGGAUACCUCACAUGACUGCGACGGGUUACUACGACAUGGGUUUCCAAGCGCCCACGAGCCUGGCGACGGGUCGGGAAGGCACGCUGGCCAACGUGGCGUACUCCAUGUCGGACAGCCGCUUUGCGCGGACGGACAACGCCUCCCCCGUGCCCUCCACCAUACCUCAGCAGAACGUGACGCAGGCUCACCAGCAACCCAUGCUGAAUGCCACCACCCUGCCCCCGGCCUAUGCGUACUUCUACGGAGGAGGCAUGAUGCCCGGCAGCUUCCAGUACGGGACGCCAGCGCUCUACCCGAUGCCGCCGGCCACGAACACGCACGGCAGCAGCUCCUCCACGCAGUACGCCAAGCCGGGCAGCUACAGCUCCGGCUACGGCCCGGGCUACGACGGCCUGACCCAGAACCCCGACUACGGCAAGACGGGCUACGUGUCGGCCAGCCAGGCCCAGGGCAAGGCGGGCGCCAGCGCCGGCUCGGGGGGGAGCUCCGCCGCCGAUCUCAGCGCGCCCAUGUACGGUGCCAAGUCUCACGUCGCUCUCAGCAAGGUCAACUCGUAUGAGAAGCAGGGGUUCCACUCGGGCACGCCGCCGCCCUUCAACAUGGCGGGCAGCCAGAGCACGCCCAUGACGCCCGGCGGGGCGUACGGCCCGCACCUCUUCAUCCCCACCAUGCCGCCGCACCAGCAGCACCACUCCACGCAGCUCAUGCACCAGCCGCUGCACCAGAUGGAAAUGAGAAAUCCAGGCCGACGCUCCGAGGGAAGCGGCAGCUCCACGCAGCGUGCGCAGUCAGCAGCCCAGCCCAAGGCGGGGGGCAAGCAGGGCUACAGCCCGUCCUAUUGGACCCCCAACUGAGCUAGCCCGACCCCCACCCUGUCUUAUUUUACCUUCACGAAACAGUCUCUUUGUUUUUUUUUUUUGUCUCGUUUUGUUUUCCCCUCGAGAACCAUUCAACAUUGUAAAAUUUUUCCGCGACAUAUAUACAUGUACAAAUUUGUGCUGCGGGCAGGAAACACUGGGUGUAACUUGGAUUGCAGCGCGCCCCUGUUUGCAGUUAUGGCCAUGCAGUACCUCUCUGUAGCUGUUCGGUUGAUCACUAGAGGAUUUUCUGCAGUUUUCGUUGUGUUUGUAUCUGUAAAAUUUGAUGAUUAUUAUCAUUUUCAUUUUGUUAGCUUCAGAUAAAGCGUGUAGGGAAUGUUUGUGCAUUUUGUAUCAUAAGGGAGUAGAUGUUCUGGUUUUGCUGUAUAGUUUACCCUGAUCAGUGUUGAAUCUAAAUAAAUUCCAUAUGAGUUGUUAAAA
Bacillus rossius redtenbacheri is the source of this 4104-nucleotide messenger RNA. It is a transcript of the gene lig, whose product is annotated as protein lingerer. The coding region runs from base 127 to 3660 and encodes 1177 amino acids. Gene Ontology annotation, cellular component: nucleus; cytoplasm. The transcript has 20 exons. The record is from RefSeq and is a predicted model, not a curated record. Gene Ontology annotation, molecular function: protein binding. NCBI's taxonomy places the organism in Eukaryota, Metazoa, Arthropoda, Insecta, Phasmatodea, Bacillidae.